AUGUUGACAGUUAUGAACGGAAUCAAAGUUGAUGCUGGAGAAACAAAGUUGUUGCUGGUGAUGUUAAUGAUGAUUCACGUGGCCGCCAAACCUUGCAUUUACACAUCCCCGUUGACGCUGCAAUUGUUAUUAGAAUACGCGGAAUGGCGAUCUUGGGAUCAAGUGGUGCUUUUUGAUAAUGUCAGUCCAUUCAAUUGCGCCCUUAAUUAUGCCCGGCCAUUGAUCGAGUGUUUCGGUGAAAGAGGCAUCAGCGUGUCUCUACAAUCGGCAACGAAUCCAAAUGUACCAGACGCCCUUACAAUUCGAACGCAUCGCGUCGGCUCGAUCGUGCUCUUGGAUGGACUCAAUCUGACAUCACCUGAUAAUAUUAUUCAAGUGGCCUCUCAGAAAUUUCUGUUCAACUAUUACAUCUCCUGGCUUAUGGUGACCACACGAAAAAACGAUUCCACCAUCGAUACUGUUCUUCGGGAUCUAAAUAUCGGCAUCGACAGCGACGUGAUCGUGGCUACCUCGCCGUUACAGAAUGACGCUGCCGCUUGGACGUACGCUCAGAAAUAUCGGAACAAGAUAUGUCGGUCCCUCCAACGAUACGGCGAUCGCUUCGAGUUCGAGUUCACGGGACCGCCGGAGGGCCGCAACGUCGAGAACGCCACGAUCAAUUUGAGCUACGUCACCGAGGAGAAUCGCACGGUGUCGUUCUACUUAAUGCACACCUAUAAAAUACGUCACUCCGACAAUGCGAGUCUAAUUGUUCGAUAUCUCGGUUUCUGGAAUCCGGACUCUCACACUCUGAAGCUGCCGAUGAGCGUGAAGCUUAGAAGCGACUUCAACGGCCUUCCCAUUGUCUUUGGGGUGUUGAACGGAACCAGCGAUGGGCAGUCGGACGUUAUCGAAUCGGACGCCACCGCUAAUGACAUCGCACCGCUUUUGGACUUUGCCACCAUUGUCACUCAUAGCGUGAACGCCAGUAUCGAGCUGGUGCCACACGAAAAGCUCGGUACGUUAACUAACAAAGUAUGGAGCCAUCUUCUCGGCGAUGUUGUGACUGGCACCGUCGACAUCGGUUUAGGAUACAUAACGGCGAACGACGAGGAGCGUUGGGCGGAGAUGACAUUUAGCCAUCCUUUGAUACGAUACAUGAGAAAUAUUUAUUAUCAUCCAUUGGAGACCGGUACGAUGAGGGAUAUAUUUUUGCAACCGUUCGACAAUCGAUUGCUCGGCUGCGUCGCAGGAACAUAUCUCAUCAUGUUAAUCGCAAUGGCGACAGUUAUUUACGCCGCUAAAACGAUGUUGCAUGAUGAGGAUGAAAAACACGUCGGGAUUGGCGAAUCUGCUCUUUGGUGCUUGAGUAUCAUGUGCAUGCAAGGAUCACCUUGGACGCCUCGAAGUCCGUCAGGAAAGACUCUGUUGUUAUUCAGUUUAAUAUUCUCCCUUGUAAUGUACAACGCCUACGCCGGCUUCAUCACAUCCAUCCUGUCGGUGCAGGCCACUGGAAUCAAAUCGAUCACUGAUCUUCUCUUUAAUAAUUUCAAGCUAGGAUACAGUGCCGCCGACGAUACAUAUAUAAGAAACGCGAACGACAGCAAUCUUCGUCAGUUGUACAUAAAAGCGUUCAACAAUCGCGAAUCCCGCCUGGAGACGAGGACCGGCCUCAUGAAAGCCGUCAAAGGACGGUAUGGAUUCUUCGUCAGCGCGACUCUCGCACGGCGAGCCCUCAGAACGACCUUCAUACAGGAACGGUGCACCUUGAAGGAGCUGCUGCUUCCGCAAACGCUUACGAUCGUCGCUCUUCCCAUGGCCAAGAGUUGCCCGUACAGGAAGAUCAUCAAUCUCAAUAUAUUGCGGAUAUACGAACGCGGCGUUCUGGACAAGAUACAGGAACGGAUGCUGCCGACGAUGCCGCGGUGCGCGGCGUCGGCGGCUUUCCACAGCGCGAGGCUCGCCGACGUUUACUCCGCCUUUUUCCUCCUGGUGGCGGGUAUGGUCACCGCGAUCUCCAUCGGCAUCUUCGAGAGGAUAUGGAACAAACGGAAGCAGAUGCGGGAGACCGUCGUGCGCAGUAUACGCAGGCACAAUCUGAUACCGCAUCUCCACUUCCAUCAUCAUCAUCAUCACGACGGUGCAGGUCACGUACGUCCCGACGACCGUCAUCCUCACCUUCGCGUCGCCGCUCCGACCGGCAAACUCCGCGGCUACGAUCCCGCUUAUCUGUCCAUGUUGCAGAAUCACGCUCGUCAGGUGCAGUCGCUCGUCGGUAUUCAGGAACGCGACGUUUCUCCGGAGAUGCCGAGGGGCCCCGGCCUGGAGCCGCGUUUGCAGGUGCGCCGUAGAUCGGCAGGUCUCAAGAGAGCGUCUUGGGCGUCUUUCUCGGGCUUAUCUAAGAAGAAGAUAAGACCAACCGAGAGAAUCCCAAUCUCGAAUGCGGAGAACAUCCGAGUCUUUCCGUUUCGCGAUUGAAAUCCCGAUUCUACGGUAUCGAUCUGUUUAUAAAUCCAGAUUUUUUCGGUGCGAUACUAUAUAAUCACGCUAAUUUAGAUUGUUAAUUUAAAUUAAUUUAAGUCUCGCUAAUUUAAUGUAAACUGUUGUAAAUACUUUAAUUAACUGCGAGAAUAUAUUAGUCUCAUUUUUAGACAAUUUUUCACAAUUUUACACAUAUAUCGUGUUACGCAUUCUGGCAAAUUUAAAUUUAGUACGACAAAUGUUUGUUUUCAUUUCAGUUGUAACAUAAAAAUAAAAAUAUCAUGUCAAAUAGUA
This is a messenger RNA of Wasmannia auropunctata (little fire ant), 2754 nucleotides long. RefSeq names its product glutamate receptor ionotropic, delta-2-like. Gene Ontology annotation, molecular function: ligand-gated monoatomic ion channel activity. The transcript has 9 exons. Bases 1 to 2457 code for a protein of 818 amino acids. The record is from RefSeq and is a predicted model, not a curated record. Gene Ontology annotation, cellular component: membrane. Lineage: Eukaryota; Metazoa; Arthropoda; Insecta; Hymenoptera; Formicidae.